Messenger RNA from Fusarium vanettenii 77-13-4, 2124 nucleotides. RefSeq lists its product as uncharacterized. The record is from RefSeq and is a predicted model, not a curated record. NCBI's taxonomy places the organism in Eukaryota, Fungi, Ascomycota, Sordariomycetes, Hypocreales, Nectriaceae. The coding region runs from base 1 to 2124 and encodes 707 amino acids. The transcript has 2 exons.
AUGUCACUACCGACCGAGUUAUGCGAGUGGUGCGACAAAAUCUUCUUCGAUCCAGAAACUCUCUACUAUCUGUUCUGGGAGACCCGCGAGAUUACCCACUACAGCCUGGGUCCUGGCUCCCGGGUUCAGAACAGCUCCUGUCCGUUCUGUCUGCUUGUAGCCCAAACCUUUUACGGCAGUCACAAGACGCUCGCAGAGAUCGAGGAUGUGGAAGUCUCAUGGCAAGAAACAGUUCCCGGUCGCCGGGCGUUCCAGGUCUGGGGAUCUAGGGACGAUACGUAUAUUGCAUUUGCUACGGAAAGCGCCCCAGGCGACGUCUCGAGGCGCCCGUCUGCCUCGCGUGGGACAAGACUGAGCUACUAUGUCGAAGAAACCACGAAGCCCAUGAUUGAUAUUCAUCGCAUAUUAAGUUGGAUUUCUUCGUGUGACGAGCUUCACCGAGACAAAUGCAGCCCUCCGGCAACCCUAUCGUUUCAUGACGCUUACCGACGCUUGCCUGUCAUACGAUUCAUCGAUGUCAAUGCCAACUGCAUCGUUGAGACCACAAGUCUGGUCCAAUAUAUUGCAUUGAGUUACGUCUGGGGAGCUGUGCCCAGCAUCCGGCUCACUAAGACAAACAGAUCUCCUUUGCUCGAGCCGGGCUCCCUUGAGAAGCUUGUAGACUUGGUUCCCUGGACAAUACGAGAUGCUAUUGUCCUCGUUAGAAAUCUUGGUUGCCGGUAUCUAUGGGUAGAUGCCUUGUGCCUCGUUCAAAAUGAUGAGGAGGAUCUCCUUAGAGGCGUCAAUGCGAUGGAUCUGAUAUACGAGCGAGCCUGGCUCACCAUUGUGGCCAGCUGUGGCUACAAUGCAAAUUUCCGUCUUCCAGGAGUUCAAGAGGGAACGAGAAAGGCAUGCACCAAUACGGUUGAGGUUACACUCGGAACCAAGCUAGGCGUUAUUACGGAACUAGACGAGUUGCUCAUGGGAACGGUAUACGAAACCCGGGCCUGGACAUUCCAGGAGCGACUCCUAUCUCACCGCACUCUCUACUUUGUCGACGAGCAGCUGUUUUACCGCUGUCGAGGAGCAGAUCAGGCUGAACACUACGCGGAUAUCCCAGCACAGAACGAGGAAUACCCAGCAGUGUCAGCAACAGCAGCGCUAUCGCAAGCAAUACUCCUACAUAACCCACCAACCGAUUAUAGACACAUGCUUUUCCAUUACAGCAGGCGGCUAUUGACAAACCAGAAUGACGCGCCCCGGGCAAUGGCCGGCAUCAUGAGGCGAUUCGCCGAGGCCUUGUGCUGCGAGUUCUUCCAGGGAAUACCCGUGGCCUUUUUCGAUUACUUCCUCGUCUUCCAGCCAUUCUAUAGCUUUCUGAACCGGCGCUCUACCAUGCCGAGUUACUCGUGGACAGGCUGGCAGGGAAGCAUUACAUUUCACGCGACCUCGCCCGAAUUAUACGAUAUAGGCAUCCCCACGGGCUACCUCCAAUUAGAACCCGAGUACAACGAAGAAUGGCUCGACAAGGCGACUUGGGUAAUCUGGUACAAGAGGAGUCCAUCUGGAGUCACUAGUCUGGUCUGGGAUCCUUCUGCGAAUACCGAUCCGGCUGACGAGACCUCUGGGUAUCGCAACUGGUCACUCUUUAAUGACGGUGGCCGCUGUGUUCCGCUAGGAACUGAUCCUACCCAGACGGCACCGUCUCAAGCACUAUCGUUCUCCCGAGAGCCACCCCCCUACCCUAUGCUACAGUUCUGGACGAUGUCAGUCUUUUACAACAUUACUGAUGUUGACGUAUUCAACGGGGUAGCUGACAUAGAGGAUUUCCAUGGCGAGAAAUGCGGCCGUGUCGGUCUGGACGCCUUAGAGGAUCUGGAGCAUUUCGACUUUACACGGCCAUUCCAGUUUAUUCUUCUUUCAGAGUGCUGGGCACCCAAGAGCAUUAUCGAGGAGAGAUUGGCAGAGGAACAGGAUGAGGAUGACAACAAUGCUCCAGAAGAGGACUUGAAGUACUAUAAUGCCUUGCUUACAGAGUGGCAGGGGGGCAUUGCGGAGAGGCGGGGUUUUGCUGUUAUACUUCAAGACGCCGUGGAGAAUAGUCUGCCUCCAGGCCCAGAGUGGAAGGAAAUAUUACUCGCAUAA